Molecule: messenger RNA, 200 nt
Organism: Suhomyces tanzawaensis NRRL Y-17324
Lineage: Eukaryota; Fungi; Ascomycota; Pichiomycetes; Serinales; Debaryomycetaceae
Exons: 1
Coding region: 7-189 (60 amino acids)
Source: RefSeq, a predicted model, not a curated record
CCCGCUAUGUCCCACUUGGCUAUAUCACUUCCACUUCAAGUGCCUCCUAUGGCCACAACAUCAGCUUACACCCUGUCUGGAUUUAGAAAUUCUCUAAUUACUUCGUUCCCAAUUAGGCAAAGCGAAUUUCUUACUGCACCAAAUUUAUGUCCUAAUCGGGUAAGUUGUGUCUGGCUGCGAGGAAGUUGAUUCUGCCGACC